GGUAUCAGGGCAGGGGCGCCGGGGGUGCUGCGGCCGUCCCCGCUGCGUUCUCGAGUGCCCUAUCAGUUGACUCAGUCGGCAUUGGUUGCGCCGCGAGUGUCACCGCGGCGAACGCGGCGUGACGGCGACUGUCUGACCGCUGAGAGAAAUACUGGGAAGGAGCUGUGCGGAGCCGCUCGCUGUCCAAGAGUCACUCGCCGGCCGCCAUAGACUCCGCCUGGAGUUGCUCGCUGUCCGAAAUUACUCGCCGGCCGCCCCAGACCCCGUCCUGAGUUACUCGCCGGCCGCCACAGGUUCCGUCCGGAACCCUCGCUGGUCGUCACAGUCCCCCGGUCGGAGUUACUCGCCGGCCGCCACAGCACUCCGCCCGCCACCAUGGUCGACCACUAUGCCGUCCUGGAGGUCUCCAAAACGGCCACCACCGAAGAAAUCAGGAGCUCGUUCCGCCGCCUGGCCAGGAAAUGGCACCCGGACAGGAACCCCAACAACCGGGAGGAGGCGUCCAAAAAGUUUCGCCAGCUCUCCGAGUCUUACGAAGUUCUCUCCAAAGGCGAGAAGCGUCGAAACUACGAUCGUGUCCGAGACCUGACAGGCGGCAGCGGGCUCGCUGAGGGCGUCCGAGUCGUUCUUGGUGACGGUCUUGGGGGAAGUGAGAUGCCUGGUUUCAGACAGUUCAUGCAGGACAUGGAAAAUGGCACCCUGCCAUCACAGCUCCAGCAACUUUUGUCUGGAUUGAAAGGGUUGGUCGACGGCCUGGACGUCUCAGAACUAGCCAGGGCGGCGAGCAGAAGCGCCAGAGAGACCAGAGAGACGUCUCCUAAAAAGUCCGACAGCGACAGUGACAGCGACAGUGACAGUGACAGCGACAGUGACAUCGAAGACAACGACGCUACCGCCGCCGCCGCGGCUGCCGAAGCGAGGUCCGCCGCGGCCCCCGACACCAAAGCUACUACCACCGCUCCGGACGCCCCAAAAACAGCCACCACCACCACCGCCACUGCCACCGACCCUUCUACAGCUGCUACCACAACCGCCGCCUCAGCUGAAUCUUCCAAAGCAACCGUCACAACCACCACGGCUGGCGGUGCAAAAACAACCGUCACAACCACCACUGCUGACGCAACUAAAACUUCCACCACCAAAACUGCCACCACAGCUUCCACCACCGCUGCCGACGCCCCAAAAACAACCGUUACAACCACCACGGCUGAUGCAGCCAAAACUUCCACUAGCAGUAGCACCGCCAGCACCACCACCGCCACCACAGGCGACUCGGCCAAAACACCCAACCCAGCCAAAACUUCCAACACAGCCGACGCAGCCAAAAUAUCCAGCACAGCCGGCGCAGCCCAGACUUCCAGCACAGCCGCCGCCGGUGACCGUGACGCUGCCGCCGCGCGACUGUUGGCGGAGCGCCGCGAGAGGCUGGCGGCGGCUGCGGAGGCACGGAUGAAGGCCAAUUCAGCAGAGGUGACUGAUAAAACAACGGAACGGAAGGCAGCGGCCGCUGAAGACCAGCACAGAGUGACCAGGAAAUCAGAUGGAGAACGAGCUGAAAAUAAGCCAAAAGAGAUAAAACGGCAGAAAAGUCGAAAAGAGAGAGGAAGGCGGAGAGGACGGAAAAAGAUAAAGCGGCAAAAAACUCGGGAGGCAAAAGUUCGGCGAAAAAGGAUAGAGCGAUGUCAGAGGAGCGACAGGACAAGUAUAGAAAGGCAGAUAAGACGGACAGAGAGAGGAAAAGGAGCGACGAACGCAAGAAAGAGACUGAUGGCGCUGCGGCGAGUGCGCCGGCUGCGGCGGCGGGCUCGACGGCGGGCUUGGCGGAGUGGAGCUGGCUGGACAAAGCGCUGCGCCGAGCCAUGGCAGACGGGCUGCAGGGCCUUCCCCCUGCCAACGGCGACCGUCAGCUGGGAGCAGACAUAGCCGCCGCCCUAGGUCGGGCAGCGGCUGAGGCCGGCAUCGGAGCUCCCCGCAGGCAACAGG
Messenger RNA from Amphibalanus amphitrite, 1983 nucleotides. RefSeq names its product mucin-22-like. The transcript is spliced from 5 exons. The record is from RefSeq and is a predicted model, not a curated record. Gene Ontology annotation, cellular component: cytosol; endoplasmic reticulum membrane. Gene Ontology annotation, biological process: protein refolding; positive regulation of proteasomal ubiquitin-dependent protein catabolic process. Lineage: Eukaryota; Metazoa; Arthropoda; Thecostraca; Balanomorpha; Balanidae. Bases 376 to 1923 code for a protein of 515 amino acids. Gene Ontology annotation, molecular function: Hsp70 protein binding; ATPase activator activity.